AGAAACUCGUACGGAGCCUAAUACCGAGACCGUGCAGUGCAAGCCCGGUUGGACCACGUGGAUUAAUGUAAACUCCAAACCCGGUCCCAAGGACUCUGACUUUGAACCACUGCCAACUUCCAUUAUAAUGGCGGAGUUACCGGGAAGCCGAUGCGAAUCUGACAUGAUCGCCGACAUCCAAUGCAGAACGGUAGACACGCACCUGACUCCAAAAGAAACCGGACUGGAUGUCGAAUGCAGCUUGGAGCGCGGUUUAGUCUGCACGUCUAGACAGGACGAGGACGAGUGUCCCGAUUUUGAAAUUCGAGUCAAAUGCCAAUGCAAAGAAACGGUGACCGUAUCGUGCGAUCCAUCACAGCCUUUGGAAGCUCACGUUGGCGACUGCUACUUAUAUCACGGUUGCGACAAAACCGACGACGGAAACUCGCUGGUUGUCAAAACUUGCGGACCAGAUUUGAUGUUCAAUCCCAAGAAGCUCAAGUGCGAUUUUCCGUCCAAAGUCAUACUCGUUAAACCGGAAUGCGAAGUUUCAACUACUGCCCCAGUUACAACUCCGGCGUGCGACGUACACGGGCCGAAUAUCGCCGAUCCAUCCGACUGCUACCUCUAUUACCGUUGCGAACAGACGGACAAUGGGUACGAGCUUGUGCGAAAAACGUGCUACCCCGACUUUAUGUUUAACACGGAAACGCUUCAGUGCGACUUCUCGAUGAAAGUCGGCGAGUUGCGACCCGAAUGUCACGAGACCGUUACCGAAGCCUGCGACGUCGGCGAACCCAGCAAACCCCACUCGUCGGACUGUUAUCUGUAUUACAGCUGCAUCGAGAAAGAGAACAAGGGGGCGGAAUUAGUCGGACAAAACUGCGGACCGAACUUAAUGUUUAAUCCCGCAAAGCUGAAAUGCGAUUUUCCGGAAAACGUCGGCCAAGUUAGACCGGAAUGUGUAUUCACCAUUAAGCCAGCUACCGAAGUGUGUGCAAUGGAUGAGCCGAAUCGUCCACACGCUCACGACUGCUCCGCGUACUACAAAUGCGAGAAGACCGAGGAAGGAAACGAUCUAGUCGAAAAGAUUUGCGAGUCAGGAUUGAUGUUUAAUCCCAUCAGUUUGCAAUGUGAUUCUGAAGAGUCUGUAGGGCAAGUCCGACCGGAGUGUGUUCCUUCAACGACACGUGCACCAUCGACUACUGUAGCGUGUAACGUUGAUGGACCCAAUGUGCCAGACCUCACAGACUGUUACAAAUUCUACCGAUGUGAGGACAGGGAAAGUGGAGUCGAAAUGGUUACCAAAACUUGUUACCCCGAGUUUAUGUUUGACACUGUCUCGCUAAAAUGCGAGUUUCCUGAGCAAGUGGCAGUAGUGAGACCAGAAUGUGAGAUAGAGGUGCCAAUUUCUCCAGUCUGCGACGCAUCAGAACCCAAUAAGCCUCACCCUUCGGAUUGUUUCUUGUAUUAUCGUUGCGAGGAGAAAGAGGAGGGAUCGGUGCUGGUUGGAAGAACAUGUGGACCGAUGCUGAUGUUCAAUCCCGCUACUCUUAAAUGCGAUUCCCCAGGCAACGUUGCUAAGGUCAAACCCGAAUGUAAAAUCACUAAACCUCAAUGUGAUAUGAACGAACCAAACCGAGCCGACCCCACCGACUGCUAUCAGUACCUCAAGUGUGAAGACACGGAGGACGGAAUUUUGUUGGUCAAGAAGACUUGCGCCGACGAUUUAAUGUUCAAUCCUGUAAGUUUGGAAUGCGAUUCCCCGGACAAUGUCGCGGAAAUCAAACCGGAGUGCGAAAUUUGGAGGACAAGGCUGCCAACCACGCAACAAUGCGACGUUUCCGAACCCAACAGACCAGGAGCUGAUUGUUACACUUACCACCGUUGCGAGGAAAGAGACGGCGUUGCUGUUGAAGUUCAAAAAUCAUGUAAACCGGAAUUCAUGUUCAAUCCGGAAACGCUGCAGUGCGAUUUCCCAGACAACGUUGGUGUAAUUAAAGAGGAAUGUAUAGAAGUCAUUCCAACCGUGAAACCGACAUGCGACGUUAGCGUCCCCAAUAAACCGCAUCCCUCUGAUUGUUACCUGUACUACCGUUGCGAAGAGACCGAAACCGGCGGUGAGCUCAUUGGAAGGACCUGCGGGCCGAUGUUGAUGUUCAACUCUGCGAAACUUAAGUGUGAUUUCCCCCACAACGUUGCCAAAGUCAGACCCGAAUGUGCAGGUGUUACCUCUACAAGCACAGAAGCUACCGUGACUGCAAUUUGCGAGAUGACGGACGCCAAACUGCCACACGUGUCCGACUGCCACAUCUACUACGUCUGUGAAGAAACGGAAGUUGGAAAUGACUUGGCGCAAAAAACUUGCGGUUCCAUGCUGAUGUUUAAUCCGAUGACUUUAAAAUGUGAUUUCCCAUUAGACGUUGCUAAAGUAAGACCGGAAUGUGCCGUGAUUGAGUCUACCACCGUCACUACUACUGGCGAAUCAGUUGCAACAACCACUUCUCCAUUGUGCGAUGUCCACGGAGAAAACGAAAUGGAUCACAGCGACUGUUACAAAUACUACCACUGUGAAGAGAGGGAGAAUGGCUUGCAGGUCGUUACGAAAACUUGCUACCCAGAAUUCAUGUUUAAUCCGAUUACUAUGCAAUGCGAUUUUGCCGAACAUGUUUUAUUCAUCAGACCGGAGUGUCAUGAUGAACCAAUAGUACACGCCGUGUGUGACACAUCUCAGCCAAAUAAACCUCAUCCUUCGGACUGUUACCUUUACUACCGUUGUGAGGCAACCGCGGAUGGAGGCGAACUGACAGGCAGAACUUGUGGUCCAAUGUUAAUGUUCAACUCCGCAAAACUAAAAUGCGAUUUCCCUUCAAAUGUUGUGAAGAUUAGGCCUGAAUGCGGUGCUACCGUUACAACAACAUCACGUGAGUAA
Molecule: messenger RNA, 2911 nt
Organism: Photinus pyralis (common eastern firefly)
Lineage: Eukaryota; Metazoa; Arthropoda; Insecta; Coleoptera; Lampyridae
Exons: 12
Coding region: 128-2911 (927 amino acids)
Cellular component (GO): extracellular region
Molecular function (GO): chitin binding
Source: RefSeq, a predicted model, not a curated record